This is a messenger RNA of Humulus lupulus (European hop), 1141 nucleotides long. Its product is annotated as probable aquaporin SIP2-1. The transcript is spliced from 3 exons. Gene Ontology annotation, cellular component: membrane. Gene Ontology annotation, molecular function: channel activity. The coding region runs from base 161 to 868 and encodes 235 amino acids. NCBI's taxonomy places the organism in Eukaryota, Viridiplantae, Streptophyta, Magnoliopsida, Rosales, Cannabaceae. The record is from RefSeq and is a predicted model, not a curated record. Gene Ontology annotation, biological process: transmembrane transport.
AAGCAACUUCCAUCAAUGUCUUCCUCUUCCUCUUCCUCCGCCAACCCAAAUGGACUCAGUCUCCGCGGCUCUAUCAACCUCACCAUAACCAUUCCCAUUCCCUUUCCCUUUCCCAAAUCAACACCCAAAAGACUCCUCAGAAUCAAACUCUGCAUCCCCAAUGGCUGCAUUUGCUUUGCUCUUGUCAGAUUUCUUGGUCUCCUUCAUGUGGGUCUGGUCAGGGGUUCUCAUUAAGAUCUUUGUUUACAAUUUUUUGGAUUUAGGCCAUGCACCCAUUGGAGAGGUCAUCAAAUGCUCUCUCUCCAUUCUCAACAUGUUCUUCUUUGCCUUCUUGGCUAAGCUCACCAAAGGCGGGGCUUAUAAUCCUCUUACUGUCUUGUCUUCUGCUAUUUCUGGGGAUUUCGGUCGUUUUCUCUUCACCGUUGGGGCCAGAAUCCCUACUCAGAUUGUUGGAUCUAUUACUGGGGUUAGGUUCAUAAUUGCAACAUUUCCUGAAAUAGGUCUUGGGCCACGUUUGAACGUUGAUAUCCACCGAGGCGCACUAACAGAAGGCCUCCUUACUUUUGCAAUAGUCACUAUUUCUCUGGGACUUGCAAGAAAAAUCCCAGGUAGUUUCUUCAUGAAGACAUGGAUCUCAAGUGUCUCCAAGUUGGCUCUUCAUAUACUCGGCUCUGAUCUGACCGGUGGUUGCAUGAAUCCGGCCUCUGUGCUCGGUUGGGCCUAUGCUCGCGGUGAUCAUAUAACCAAGGAGCAUAUUCUCGUCUACUGGCUUGCCCCAGUCGAGGCGACUCUACUCGCUGUAUGGACAUUCAAGUUGGUGUUUCCACAGAAAGAGGAGAAAGCUGUCAGCAAGACUAAAUCAGAAUGAGCAAAUUAAGUCCCACUAAGUAAGUUUCCACUAGACAAAUUUGGUCAACUAAUCUUAAGCCAUAGAGGGAUGAUGAACUUAGCUCUUCUUUCAAAUGUAUAUAAAGCUAGUUGUACUACUUGGUACUUGUGUUUAAUUCUUCAUCUUGUACAAAUCUCAAUCUUCAUUGGUUUUCAGGCAAGUCUAGCUUCUUAGGUUCCACAAAUUCAGGCCAUGAAUAUGUCCCUUUUGUAUUUUAUGGUUUUCUAAGUAAUUAAUUGUUUUGUUUUUUAA